Messenger RNA from Neocloeon triangulifer, 895 nucleotides. Its product is annotated as leukocyte surface antigen CD53-like. NCBI's taxonomy places the organism in Eukaryota, Metazoa, Arthropoda, Insecta, Ephemeroptera, Baetidae. The coding region runs from base 53 to 793 and encodes 246 amino acids. The transcript has 5 exons. Gene Ontology annotation, cellular component: membrane. The record is from RefSeq and is a predicted model, not a curated record.
GCUAAUUCGGCAUCAGUUUCAACUGACAGAAGCUCAAGGAAAAACCUCAAAAAUGGGUUGCUGCGGCUGCUUUUGCGACGUGCUCAAUGGCGUCUUCAAAUACGUCAUGUUCUUUUUCAACCUCGUCUUUGUCCUCGGGGGCAUAACAAUUCUCAUCCUCGGAGUUUUGAUUGAGACGAAUGUAUUGGACAUCAGCCAGUAUGUUAACAAUAUUGAUAUCCACACCGCUGCGAUAGUGUUAAUGGUUUCGGGAGGAUUGAUGGUUUUGGUCGCCUUCUUUGGCUGCUGCGGUGCCAUUUCUAACGACAGGUGUCUUCUUAAUACGUAUGCAUCGAUUUUGCUAGUUGCACUGUGUCUGCAAGUGGCUGGAUUCAUUUUGGUUCUUAGCAAGAGUCCAAAUCUGGAUCUUGAUCUGGAAAAGGCCAUGAAGAACCACAUGAAGAAUUACCCAACAGACCCCACUGAAUCGAACAAUGCCAAAAAAUUCUGGGACAUCGUCCAACAGAGGUUUGAGUGUUGCGGAGUUCACUCUCGGUUGGACUGGCAAUUGUACAAUCCUGCGAUAACUGGACUGCCUGAUUCUUGCAAGUGCCAGCCUGGCUUUGACUUCUGGUGCUCAGAAGAUGGGUACAACGAGAGGGGUUGCUUCCCCGAGCUGAGAGCCGUCAUUUUCGACCUGGAGCACGCCAUGGCUUGGGUGGCAAUGAGCAUCGCGAUUUUCGAAGUGGUCGUCGGCGUUCUCACGCUGAUGUACGCAAAUGGUAGACGAGUGAGAGGAAAAGAAAGUGUUUGAACAUCAUCUUUCAAAAACAAUCUUGUCCAGUUUUAAUGGACAUUUAAUUAAGACUGUACAAUAACUAUAAUUUAUUAAUUUUAAAUAAAAUAUGAAAUAAAU